Messenger RNA from Mytilus trossulus (common blue mussel), 3607 nucleotides. RefSeq names its product baculoviral IAP repeat-containing protein 3-like. Gene Ontology annotation, cellular component: cytoplasm; nucleus. The transcript has 6 exons. The record is from RefSeq and is a predicted model, not a curated record. NCBI's taxonomy places the organism in Eukaryota, Metazoa, Mollusca, Bivalvia, Mytilida, Mytilidae. The coding region runs from base 110 to 2110 and encodes 666 amino acids.
CAAGUUCAAGGUCAAAUGAGUACUAUAUAAACAAAUCUGUUAACAAGCGUGUGCUAGUUUAAAUUUUUACUUCCUUGUUUAUUAUCAAGAAGUAGAAAAUCUUAUUUGGAUGGAUAUGGCAGUACCAAUAAAUAACGAAGAGCAAGAAGACAAGAUCAUUGAAAGGGACGUAAUUCAUCUAGACAACUCGAAUAUAGGGAAUGGUCAGUUUACAAAUGAGGAGAAUUCAACAACAUCAGCCACACGCAAAGAUGACACAGAGAAAACUUUUAUUAAACAGCAAAUACUGAAAACCAACUUUGCAACAGCUGUUACAAUACUUAGCUGUGUUAUGGCUUGUAUCAAAACAUUUCAAAACGAAUUCAUGGACGCAUCACAAAAAUAUGCGAAAAGUCAUUUGGCGUGUUAUAAAAUGAGGACUAAACAAAUGAAGCCUAGCAUGGCAAAAGAGGUUAUUUUUAUUUCAAAAAGUAAAGCAUGGUUGCAAAGAUUUGUGAGAACAUUACAUUUCUACCCAAAAACGUUUUUGAAUACGUAUUUGUUGGAAUCUGAGGAAUAUCAUAAAUUUGUGGAUCAACAGAAAAAUUCGGGUAAUAAAAAGGAAGCUAUGCAAUUUGAGUGGUGUAGAUUAUCAAGUUUCGCAUCGUACCCACAGACAUGUCAUUCAGUAAUACGACUCGCAGGCGCUGGCUUUUACUAUGACGGAAACGGAGACGAAGUUAUCUGCUAUUUUUGUGGCUUAACACAUAAAAAUUGGAAACCAAUAGAUGAUCCAAAACUAAUUCACAAGCAAAAGGCACCUAAAUGUCCGUUUGUUAUGAAGAAUAUAAGUGAAAUUUCAAAGCAAGAUGAUGUGCCGACUUAUUCUACAUAUGGUGGACAUACAUCAUCGGGAGGUGCAUGUGGAAACGCUGCAGAUUCUGAAAAUUUAUCAGUGAUCAGUGAGAAACAAUAUGAGUUUGUAAAAGAACAACAUAGAAAUGAAUCAAGAGCUCAUAAUGAAAAUACUUUCACAGUUGUAACGAAUCGUGAAAAUUCUGUUGCGGUUGACAGAAAUCGUGAAAAUACCGAAUCGUCAAUGCCGCAGGAAAGAGCAGAAUACUUUUCUUCACAGACAAAGACGAACCAAACGCAAACCGUUCACUCUAGAAACAACACAACUGGUCUCAUUCACAUACCAGCGACAAAUGUUGCUCAACAACUAACUUCAACACAUGCAAUUGAAAAUACUGCGGGAUCUUCGGCUUCAAAUACGGCACCAAUAAGCAUCGGCAUUUGUCUUGAAAAACCUAAAUAUCCUAAAUUUGCUAUAAAGACAACUCGCUUGUCAUCAUUUGAUAACUGGCCUUCAUACUUGACUCAAACGCCAGAAGAACUGAUCAAUGCAGGUUUCUUUUAUACCGGUAUCGAGGAUCAUUGCAGAUGCUUUUUCUGUGGAGGAGGUCUUAGAAGAUGGGAAGAAGGAGACUUGCCUUGGACAGAACAUGCUCGAUGGUAUCCCAAGUGUCCAUUUGUUAACCAGUGCAGGGGAGAGAAGUUUAUUGAGGCUGUUCGACAAGGGGAAAAUCCAGAGAUAACUAAAAAUGUGGCUGAAAAAGAACACAAGCAUUCACCUAGUGGGUUAAAUGGAUACACAAAUAAUCCAGCAGUACAAACCAUUCUUGACUUUGGGUACGAAUGUGCAGUUGUAAAGACAGCCUAUGCAAGAUUAAAAGAAUCCGGAAUACAUGAUGUUACGGCAUCACUAUUAUUAGAGACCAUUUGUGAAAAAGAAGAGAGUGACAAUCAACGUGCCUCCUCUGAUCAGAUUAUUGCAAGUCAUAGCACAACACAAGAAAAACAAGCAGGCGAUACAGAACAUUUCAUCAAAACACCAGAGACCAUUGAGCAAAUUGACACAACACUUGAAUUAUCUAUCAGGAGUCUGGAAGAGGAGAACAGAAAUUUAAAAGAUCAACAAACCUGCAAGAUUUGUUUAGACGAACCGGUGUCCAUUGUUUUUCUCCCAUGUGGUCACAUGGCUGCAUGCAUUAACUGCGCUCCAGCAUUGCGAAGAUGUCCAAUCUGUAGAGCUUUUAUCAAAGGAACCGUAAAAGCUAUAAUGUGCUGAGAUAUUUCCAGAAUACUUUACAAUUGUCUGAAUUGAAGAACGAUUAGUAAAAGUAUUAUUUUCUUAUUUAAAUGUAGAAACGUCACGGUAUUGUAUGAUACGUUCAACAAUGAAGGCACAUUUAAGAUAUAAGUUUAAACAAUUGUUGUGAAUAGCGAGAACUUUGAAAGAAAUGUUAUACAUGUUUAAGAAGAUAUCAAGUACAAAAUAUUCUUUGAACUUAAAUGAAGAUAUCAAAUACAAAACAUUCUUUGAACGAAAAUGAAGAUAUCAAAUACAAAAUAUUCUUUGAAUUAGAAUAAACAUGUGUAUUACUUACUGUGUGGUUACAACAGACUAUACUAUUUCAUAUUGCAUAUUGUUACUACCUUUUGUCAUACAUGUACUAUUCUCAUAAUUGUAUUAUUAUUCAUACACUGUAUAUUAAUAUAUAAAUGUAAUCAUUAAUCGUUCUCUUUUAGAACAUCUAACAUAAAUGCGGUAAUACAAAAAUUGAAAGAAUAGUGGUAAAACUGCUCUCGAACCAUUAAUGUUUAUAACUUAUUUAAAUUUAUCUCUGUUAUAUUUUUUAUGUUAAGUUAUUGUUAAAAGUUUAAAAUUGAUAUAAUGUUAUUUAUACUUAAUAAAACCACUAGUGCUCAAUUCCAAGUGUGCUCAAUUCCAAGUUAUUAUAAUAUGUAUAUUUUUAUGUUGUGCAACAGCAGAGAUUGAAUGCCAAAUUUUAAAAGAAUCUAAUCCCGUACCCGGACGGAAAAAACAUCAUCUUUAUUAGACCAAUUAGAUAUCUUGUUUUAUUUUCCCCCCUUUGCUUGUAUUUUACUGAAAGAAGGUUGCCGUUUACAAGGACACGAUUGCACCAACAAUUCGUACAUGUAAUGUAAAAGUUUAAAUUUAUUCCUUCAAACUUAAAUUCUACGGUCGCCCUUAGGUUCUGCUUGACCGUGGCACCAUUGAUUGCAAGUAAUCGUCGACUUUUACUGACAAUUUACGACAUGACGGGUGCCAUUAGUUGAACUGGGUCAUCUUUCCCUUCCUGAUGACCACAGGCACUUGUCUCAGAAUUUUUCCCCCUAUAUACCUGUUAUAUAAAGAUAUACAGGAAUUUUUUUUCUGAGACAAGUGCCUGUGCUGAUUACUCCGGUUUUAAUGAGGUUUAUGUACGUUAUUCAGUCUGAGUAUUUGUUUGUAGACAGACAUUGUUUGUCCAUCUAUCGUUUUUCGUUUUGGCCAUAUACAUAUAUAUUUUGGUGAUAAUUUAAAAGUAUGCUGACAUAGUAUUUUCUUUAUAAGUAAGAUAACACAUGUGUUGUUUCAUCAUGCGUUUCACUAGUGAUACCCUUUGCCGAUUUGUUUACACCUCUUAGUGAAGACAACUGUGUUGUAUAGGCUUAAACUGUUUUAUUAUGCAGUAUUCACAUGACAUGUCCUUCACUUCUUUAUGAAAGUAACUUAAAAUACCUAUAUCAGUGUUAUCUGAAUAAAGAAGUAUGCAACAUA